Molecule: messenger RNA, 5489 nt
Organism: Neofelis nebulosa (Clouded leopard)
Lineage: Eukaryota; Metazoa; Chordata; Mammalia; Carnivora; Felidae
Gene: AMPD3
Product: adenosine monophosphate deaminase 3
Exons: 15
Coding region: 495-2828 (777 amino acids)
Biological process (GO): IMP salvage; AMP metabolic process
Cellular component (GO): cytosol
Molecular function (GO): AMP deaminase activity
Source: RefSeq, a predicted model, not a curated record
GAAUGAACCUGGUCACCAGGCCAGGCCCGAGGAAGCAGCAAGGGUGACGGUGUGGCACGUUCCUGCUUGGCUUUCAGAGGUCUGGGCAUUAGAGGGAGGCCGUGGCUUGUCUUCUGUGCUCGGUCAGGUCAGGAAGGCUGAAUGAACUGUUGUGUUGGGGCAGCGGCUUUGUGUCUUGCUCUGGAGAGGGCUGAGAACAGGGCCAGGACACCGCGUUCAGCACGCAGCAGCUAUGGAUAGCUGGCAUUACCUGGGCCCUUUAGGAGUCUUGGAAAUUUUCCACUUACAUUUCAUAUUCAUGGAAGAAUUUCCAGCCCAGACACUUCCUGCUCUUGCUCACGGCAGCUCACAGAUAUGCAAAACAGAGACCUCCCACCUCAGCGGCAGCAGACAGGACCCAGCCAGCUGCACUCACACGGACUCAGCUCAGCCUCCCGGGCAUACACGGUCCAUGGCCUGAGGGCCUCGCCUGUGUGGCAUGCUCAGGAUCAGCCAUGGAGACUCCAGCCCCAGGCUCAGCCGAGAUGCCGCGCCAGUUUCCCAAGCUGAACAUCUCUGAGGUGGAUGAGCAAGUCCGGCUCCUGGCAGAGAAAGUGUUUGCUAAAGUGCUCCGAGAAGAAGACAGCAAAGAUGCCCUGUCCCUCUUCACUGUCCCCGAGGACUGCCCCAUUGGGCAGAAGGAGGCCAAGGAGAGGGAGCUGCAGAAGGAGCUGGCGGAGCAGAAGUCCGUGGAGACGGCAAAAAGAAAGAAAAGUUUCAAGAUGAUUCGGUCCCAGUCCCUGUCUCUGCAAAUGCCUACGCAGCAAGAUUGGAAGGGCGCCCCGACAGCCAGUCCGGUCCUGUCUCCCACUACCCCUGUGUUCCCUGGAGCCACUUGCCAGCCCACGCCAGGGCCCUAUGCCAUUCCCGAGUUCCAGCGGGUCAUCAUCAGUGGAGAUUACUGUGCUGGGAUCACCGUGGAGGACUAUGAGCAGGCUGCCAAAAGCCUAGCCAAGGCCCUGAUGAUACGGGAGAAGUAUGCCAGACUUGCCUACCAUCGCUUCCCACGGACCACGGCCCGGUACCUGGGUGACCAGAGGGUAGACAGUGUACCUCCAGAGGAGGGCCUCCCAGACUUCCACCCUCCCCCUCCACCCCAGGAAGACCCUUACUGUCUGGAUGAUGCUCCCCCAAACCUGGGCUACCUGGUCUGCAUGCAGGGGGGCAUCCUCUUCGUGUAUGAUAAUAAGAAGAUGCUGGAGCGCCAGGAGCCCCACAGCCUACCCUACCCCGACCUGGAGACCUACACGGUGGACAUGAGCCACAUCUUGGCUCUUAUCACGGAUGGUCCCACGAAAACAUACUGUCACCGGCGACUAAACUUUCUGGAAUCCAAGUUCAGUCUUCAUGAGAUGUUAAAUGAAAUGUCUGAGUUCAAAGAGUUGAAGAGUAACCCUCACCGAGACUUCUAUAAUGUGAGAAAGGUGGACACACACAUCCACGCAGCUGCCUGCAUGAACCAGAAGCACUUGCUGCGCUUUAUCAAGCACACGUACAAGACAGAGCCUGACAGGACUGUGGCCGAGAAGCGGGGCCGGAAGAUCACCCUGCGGCAGGUGUUCGACAGCCUGCACAUGGACCCAUAUGAUCUCACUGUCGAUUCACUGGAUGUCCAUGCGGGCCGGCAGACAUUCCAUCGCUUUGACAAGUUCAACUCCAAAUACAACCCUGUGGGGGCCAGUGAGCUGCGCGACCUAUAUUUGAAAACUGAAAACUACCUGGGAGGAGAGUACUUUGCUCGGAUGGUCAAGGAGGUGGCCAGGGAGCUGGAGGAGAGCAAGUACCAGUACUCAGAGCCACGGCUGUCCAUCUAUGGCCGCAAUCCCAAGGAGUGGCCCAAACUGGCCCGCUGGUUCAUCCAGCACAAGGUCUACUCACCCAACAUGCGCUGGAUCAUCCAGGUGCCCCGGAUCUAUGACAUAUUUAGGUCAAAGAAUCUGCUGCCAAGCUUUGGGAAGAUGCUGGAGAAUAUCUUCCUGCCCCUUUUUGAGGCCACAAUCAACCCCCAGGAUCACCGAGAGCUUCAUCUUUUCCUCAAAUAUGUGACAGGGUUUGACAGCGUGGAUGAUGAAUCCAAGCACAGCGACCACAUGUUCUCAGACAAGAGCCCCAACCCAGACAUCUGGACCAGUGAGCAGAACCCGCCCUACAGCUACUACCUGUACUACAUGUAUGCCAACAUCAUGGUGCUCAACAACCUCCGCAGGGAACGAGGCCUGAGCACUUUCUUGUUCCGGCCUCACUGUGGAGAGUCUGGCUCCAUCACCCACCUGGUGUCUGCGUUCCUGACUGCUGACAACAUUUCCCAUGGGCUACUCCUCAAGAAGAGUCCGGUGUUGCAGUAUCUCUACUACCUUGCUCAGAUCCCCAUUGCCAUGUCUCCUCUUAGCAACAACAGUCUGUUCCUUGAAUAUUCCAAAAACCCUCUGAGGGAAUUCCUGCACAAGGGACUCCAUGUUUCUCUCUCCACUGACGACCCCAUGCAGUUCCACUAUACAAAGGAAGCACUUAUGGAAGAAUAUGCAAUUGCCGCUCAAGUGUGGAAGCUGAGCACGUGUGACCUGUGUGAAAUCGCCAGGAACAGCGUGCUGCAGAGUGGCCUCUCCCAUCAGGAGAAGCAAAAGUUUCUGGGACAAAAUUAUUAUAAAGAAGGACCUGAAGGAAAUGAUAUCCGAAAGACAAAUGUUGCUCAGAUUCGGAUGGCGUUCCGAUACGAGACCUUAUGCAAUGAGCUCAGCUUCCUGUCUGAUGCCAUGAAAUCAGAAGAGAUCACAGCUCUGACCAAAUAGGUCCAGCAGUGGACAAUGCAUUUUAACUUUCUGGUUUAAUUUCAAGUUUGCUGCGAUUAACAGUGGUCAAGAUACCAAACUAGGACCGUCCUCCAUGUAGAGGAUGCCUCUGACUAGUGAUUUCGGUUGUACUGUUCACUUUAAGAUCUAACAUGCCCACUUCUGUUAGUAUUUCUGAGUAGUAGAUGGUGACUCCUCCUUGGGGAUCUGGGAGCUGGACACUUGUCUGUACUCAUUCCUAAUUUUCCAAAUAUGUCUCUUGAAACAGCUAGUGCUUGCAUUGUUGGGGCCAGGAUCUUGCAAGGUCCAGUGCCUACUGACAUGAGGUCUGUGUGGUUUUCUGCCAAAAUCCUCUAUAGACCCUGCAGGCUAGUUGGUAGUUGUUCAUUUCAGCCUCUGGCUGGCUGCCUUAAACAAAAUCAAUUUCAAAGCUCCCUUUCAUAAAGGAACUACUUUGAGAGAAUUAAAAUAGAAAAUUUCCUUCUUGACAAUUUGCAUUUUUUAUGAAUUUCUUAAAAUGUUUUACUUAGCCCUCCUAUUUAGGAAGCCACAUACGCACAUUGAACCAAUUGCUUCUGUUCUGUGUCUUGGUUUUCUCAUCUGAAAAGUACGGGUUUGGACUAGAUGAGUAGUUCUCAAAUGUUCUGUGAAUGCCCCCCAUCCUGCCUGGACCACUUCAGGAGGAGGGGGAGGGCAGGGGGAGUGAGGUUCUGGAUGCCACUUUCUUCAAAGCAACUCUUUCAUCACUUUUACACUGGGGCUUCUACAUAUUUUCAUUUGAACUACGGACUUUGGAAAACAUAGGAUUAGAUGAUCCCUGUUCCUUUUGGUUCUAAUAUUUUGACUAUAGCCCAAUUACCAUUUUACUUAUGAAAAGUUAGGGCCAGAGAGGUGAAAUUUGCUUAAGGUCACACAGCUAAUAAGUAAUAGGACCAGAACUACUUUCCCUACUCCUCCUAAUCCAGUCCUUUUCCCCACUGUUUCAUUAGGCCUCACAGAUGUUAAAUUUUACCAGUGUAACCUGUGCAUUUUUUUAAGGUGAAAUUUCUCCCUUACCUAACAUGCAGACUUCUUUAGAAGAUAUAAGUGGUCCCAGGGGCCAGGUAGAAAUUAUUUUUAAGACCAAACUGAAUUUAAGCUUUACCAAUGUACUCUUCAUCUGUGUUACUAGUGCCUGGUACAUAGUAGGUGCUCAAUAAAUGUACAUUGAAUAACUGAAUGAAUUUCUCUUUUGGCAAUUUUUUUAAGGAUAUGUGCUCCAAGUAUGCAACAAGCUGCUCAAGGACCUUUCUAUUUCUGUGGGCAAAUGCAGAUUAUGACAAGCCUUUCUAAAUUAUUAUAGACUUAGAAGAACUCUAUUUUUGCCUGUGAAGAUGCUUAUUUGACUUUAGACGGUCUUGUCCUGUGACUUUAUAAUGCUUAUCCCCUCUACCGAUUAACUCAGCAUAUGGAACAAUAAAUGUAGUCUUUUUAUUAGGCAGACAUGUAUGCUAUCUUCCAGCUAAUGAUGAAACUAACUGAAAACCCAGUAUUUAUCUUACACAUUCAUUAUUUUUGAAAAGGCCCCAUUUGUAUACAUUUGUCCUAACUCAGCAAUUAUUGUACAGUUUUUAAUUGUCAUUUUAUCUGUACCAAGUAUUUGUUUUUAAUUAUUAAAUAAAUGUCUCAAUAAUUUAAAACUAUUUCAGGUUAAUACUAUUUAAAGCAAAACAAAUGAAGAAACAAAAAGCAGAAUCAGACCUAUAAAUAGAGAACUGAUGGUUGCCAGAGGGAAUGGGGUGGGAGCAUGGGUAACACAGGAAGGGGAGUGGUAGACACAAGCUUCCAGUUAUGGAAUAAGUCACAGGAAUAAAAUGCACAGCAUCGGAAAUAAGUCAAUGAUAUCAUAAUAGCACUGUACGGUAACAGAUGGUAGCUACACGUGUGGUGAGCAUAGCAUAAUAUACAGAGAAGUUGAAUCACGAUGUUGUACACCCAAAACUAAUGUAGCCUUGUGUGUCAACUAUACUGAAAUAAAAACAAUUUUUAAAAAAGACUGGGCAUCAUGAAAAGUUAUAAGUAACAACUACCAAUUUAUCUUUUACUAAGACUCAGACAUAGAUGACGUUUACAAUGAAUACUCAAAAAUUUUAAACUGAAGCUCACUAGACCCAGAAGGUGGACCUUUGCUAUCUUUUUUCUCUAAUUUCUGGCCUGUUACAGUUCCUGAGUAAAACCACACGUGUUCCCUUUCCCUGGAUAUUACUUUAAUCUGUUCAGCCACCAUGUAUUCGAUUUUACCUGUCCUGCAAACUUUUCAGACACCUUUUUCGGUAGCGCUUUGCUCUUUUAUCUCAUCACUGUACCUAAUUGGCUUUGGCCUUUUGCAGGGGUGUGGGGUGGGUGGGGGAUGAAUCCCUACUUUCUUUUGUGUUCACAGGUGGAAUCAAAGGCUAUUGUAUACUAGCCCAUGUUUGUAAAAGAACAAAUUUCGAAGCAGGUUAUCCCUUGCUAUAAAAGCCUCAAGUUCAUGUAUGUGUCACUCCAAACUGCAUUGUUGAGAUGAUCAAUAACAUUGCUCUUUGCCACAUGAAAACCAAUCACAGCUCCUGGGUUGGUAUGUACCAAGGUGAGUCCUGGGCCUUUACUUCCUUUUAUCUUGAAUUAAAGCAGAGUUGAAAG